GCGAUUCGGGGAGAAAGAAGAGAAAAACUAAUGAUGCUUGUUGUGGUGUUUGGCCAAGCCUGCAUGACUUUUCUUGGAAGACCAUUGUCUUUUAUUCACAAAGAUGGAAGGGAAAGAUUUUUCGUGGACAUCUCUAUUUUCUCUCACAUAGUAUAUUGUGGUGAUAUGGAGGAUGUGUCCUCAGCCUAUUUCCCUUCUGAAUGAAACAUCUUUCAUGUACAAUGUCUUCUAUGUUCAGAGUGCUGAAUAUAAUCAAUAUUCUGGACUCAGCCAAUAUGAGGUUCCUGGUCUUGGCCUUUCUCCUGGUUCUCAUGGUUUCCAUGAUAAGUGCUGAUUCUUCUGAGGAGAAACGAUUCAAGAGAAGAGAAAAAUUCCUUCGGAAAUUUCAGAAAUAUCCAUAUGGAUCAAACCCAGGAUUCUUACCAUACCAAGGAUUUAACCCAUAUCUAAAUCCAAAUCCAUAUCCAUAUCGUAACCCUGUGGAAUAUCCUUAACUUGUUGCUUGGUAACCAUAGGACUUGAUUAA
Molecule: messenger RNA, 526 nt
Organism: Ictidomys tridecemlineatus (thirteen-lined ground squirrel)
Lineage: Eukaryota; Metazoa; Chordata; Mammalia; Rodentia; Sciuridae
Source: RefSeq, a predicted model, not a curated record